Rangifer tarandus platyrhynchus (Svalbard reindeer) is the source of this 828-nucleotide messenger RNA. The record is from the annotation of a GenBank genome assembly. Lineage: Eukaryota; Metazoa; Chordata; Mammalia; Artiodactyla; Cervidae.
AUGGGAGGGGCAAUGGCUGGCGACCCGCCCCUCUUAACUUCUGAGGCUUUGUCCGGUAACAGCAGUGAGGUUUUCAAGCGGGUGUUAGUUAGAUGCGGAUUCAAACCUGCGGUGCGCGCCGCCGGGUCGCCCGAGCGCCGGCUUCUGGUUAAGUGGAGGCGGGAGCGGCACUGCGGCCCUGCGCUGCAGCUCCGGGCGUUCGUCUCCUGGCCUGGCCACACACACGCACCACCGAAGUCCGUCCGCCCCCCCCCCCCCCCCCGAACUCAGCCAGGCCGUGAAGUCACGGGCCAGGUGCGCCCAGGCCCACGGCUGACCCCGAAGCCUGCCCUCAGGUCUCAAGCAGGCCGCGCUCCUCCCGGCGCCGGCGGCGCACGAGUCUCCCCGCAGCCCACACGCCCGGAGCCGCGAGGCAGGCCUGAGGACCGGGUCGUGCGGUGGGCUGCGGCUCGGCCGAGGUUGCGACCAGAGCCGGAGCCAGCCCAGAAAGAGGGGAAGCCGGAGGACAAGAGCCCCAAAGGCCGCCCCAGCCCGGCCUGCAGGGCCGAGGGGGGCCCAGAGGGCGGCGCCAGCCUGGAGAGCCACUUGGACCACGGGCCCCGGGGACAGAGAUGGGAGUGCUCUUCCCAGCUAACUCCGAUCGGGCCAUCGAGACUUAGAAACCGCAGCCCUGAAAACUCGCGGUGGACAAGGUCUAGUGCCCCCUCGCCCGCACCUCGGCGCCAAGUCCUCGGAGUCCCGUGCGGGCCUCCCGGGCUGAGGGUGGCCAGAGCCGCAAGAAAGGCGAGAUUAGAGGGAAGAGAUGGGAGGGGAGGUGGAGGAAACUGA